This is a messenger RNA of Pseudomassariella vexata, 828 nucleotides long. RefSeq lists its product as uncharacterized. Lineage: Eukaryota; Fungi; Ascomycota; Sordariomycetes; Amphisphaeriales; Pseudomassariaceae. The transcript has a single exon. The record is from RefSeq and is a predicted model, not a curated record. Bases 1 to 828 code for a protein of 275 amino acids.
AUGUCUGGAUCAGACCCACAUGCGAAAGACCCCGAGGAGCAGCAGGGUGUUGCUGAGACUCAACAAGAUUUGCCCGAGGGGGACGAGGAGUAUGUCGAGGAGGAAGAUGGCGUAGCCGAAAAAGUCAGUGAAGAAGACACUGACGAGGGCGAGUACGAGAGAACAGCGGAAGAUCACGAAGGCGACGAGGAACAGGAACAGGAACAAGAGGCAGAUAACCAAGAUGACGAGAAAGAUCAAGUCGACGAGGAUGAGGAACAGGAACAAGAAGCAGAUAACCAAGAUGACGAGAAAGAUCAAGUCGACGAGGAUGAGGAACAGAAACAAGAAGCAGAUAACCAAGAUGACGAGAAAGAGAGCCAAGUCAAAGGGAAAGACUACGACGAAAUGGACGAAUAUGCCGAAAAGGGGGAAUCCGAAGAACCCCGAGGCACGAAGCGAGGCACAACAGACAAAUUCCAAGAAGGUCCACGAAAGAAACAGAAAGGCCAGAACGGCAAAGCCAAGACCUCUAAUUCCUCCAAGGUUGAAACGUCCAAGCCAAACGAAGCCGCAGCCAACGGCAAAGUGGGCUCGAAGCACGAUGACCCCAAAGAUCCGGCCACCCAGGGGUCAGUGGACCGAUUGCCGAAGGAGGGGCAGCAGGUGCAGUGGAAAGCCUUGCCUGGGUACGUCGACGGAGAGGUAGUUGAGAUUCUGAGGGAGGCGAAGGAGGUCAACGGAAAGAGUGUUAAGGCUAGUGAGAAAGAUCCGAGAAUUGUUCUGAAGAGCAGCAAGUCGGGGAAGGUUUGUGUACAUAAGCCGGAGGCUGUGUAUUUUGAUGAUUGA